AUGACGUCCAGCCUUUUAGCGACAUUUGUGAAGCCACUCAACACUAGACAUAAGCCUAAAAAGACGCCGCAUUUUCGCCGUUCCGCCGGCUCCUUCGGGCUUCCUUGUCGGGGAAAUGUGGGGCUGCGGGGCGGGGAGGGGCGCGGUCCAUUAUCCCGUAGUGAGGGCAGCAGCAAAGACGUUAGUCCGGCUCUCUGCAUCGGCGACUUUAUGACGUUAUCUCUAACAGGUUCCGUCGCCGAGAUGGGGCCCGUAGUGGCGAAAGCACGGGAUCCUCUGUUG
Iphiclides podalirius (scarce swallowtail) is the source of this 282-nucleotide messenger RNA. The record is from the annotation of a GenBank genome assembly. Lineage: Eukaryota; Metazoa; Arthropoda; Insecta; Lepidoptera; Papilionidae.